Molecule: messenger RNA, 537 nt
Organism: Strongyloides ratti
Lineage: Eukaryota; Metazoa; Nematoda; Chromadorea; Rhabditida; Strongyloididae
Product: Myosin-2 essential light chain
Exons: 3
Coding region: 1-537 (178 amino acids)
Cellular component (GO): myosin II complex
Molecular function (GO): calcium ion binding
Source: RefSeq, a predicted model, not a curated record
AUGUCUAUACAAAUUUGUUAUGAAUUAUGUUUUAGGCUUCACUUAAAAAAAAGAAUGAGAACUGAACUUAGUUCAACAAGUUCUGAGAUUGAUAAUAAUCUUAGCCAAUAUGCCAGAGAUAUAUUUGGAUCUUAUGAUACAGUUGGUGAUGAUAAAAUAUAUGUUGAACAGUUAGGUGAAGUUCUUCGUGUCUUAGACGUCUAUCCAACUGAGGCUGACAUUAAAAAAUACCAAUCUUAUUUUGAUGGUCCAGAAAAAAGAAUAACUUUUGAAGAGUUUAUUUCAUGCUUUAAGGAUGCUCGUAAAAAUAUGAAACAUGUUUCAAUGGAAGAAAUUAUUGAAGGAUUGUCACAUUUUGAUAAAGAAGAUAAUGGUAUGAUAAAUGUUGCUGAACUUCGUCAUAUACUAACAACUCUUGGUGAACGUCUAAAAGAAUCUGAUGUUGAUAAGUUAAUUGAAGGACAUGCUGAUCCUGAAGGUAAUAUUUAUAUUGCACAAUUUGUUAAAGAAAUUAUGGAAACAGAUUUAAAAAUGUAA